AUGAGUAGCAUCAUCGGUUUAGUUUUUUUAUUUUUGACUUUUCGACCGAUACUCGCCAUAAGUUUGCAAGAUGCGCUGCUUUCUUUCAAUGACAAAAUCAAUUUGGAAUUUGAACCUUCCCUUCCAUUCCCUAAGUGGUUGGCUGAUUUCACUGGAUUGAAGGCCUGGCCAGGUAAUGACCCUCCCUACAUUCCUUUAGAUUUUAUAAACUUCAAUAAAAUACCAAAAAAUAUUCCUCGACAUGAACAAGGUGUUUGCAAAUUAGCCCCCAGUGCUUGCUCAUUUGAUUGUGAUAACUGUGUCUCAUUCGAUGACGUCUAUACUUGCCCUAAGUUGAGUCAGACUUUUGAUGAUGGCCCAUCGGAAGCCACACAGAUGCUUAUUGAUAAGUUGAAAACGAAAGCUACAUUCUUCACAUUGGGAGUUAAUGUAGUAGAUUUCCCAAAUGUAUACAAAAGAGCCAUGUCAAAAGGACAUAUUAUGGGCUCACACACUUGGUCACAUAAGUUUCUACCCUCCUUAACCAACGAAGAAAUUAUUGCUCAAAUAGAAUGGUCAAUUUGGGCCAUGAAUGCAACUGCCAAUCAUUUACCAAAAUGGUUUAGACCACCAUAUGGCGGAACUGACGAGAGAGUAAGAUCUAUCGUACGACAAUUUGGUAUGCAAUGCGUACUUUGGGAUUUUGAUACCUUCGAUUGGAUGCUAGUGGAUCCUUCAAGCGGGAGAACAGAAUCCCAAAUUUUUGCUGAUCUAAAUAAGUUUAAAACAUCUAAAAAUGGAAGGGGAUUAAUACUUGAGCACGACGUUUUUCAGAGAACAGUCAAUACUGGUAUUGAGGUCAACAAAAUUGUUGGCCCCGAUCAACUAACCGUUCCUCAAUGCGUUGGAGGGAUCAAUUAUAUAAAGACCUUUUAG
Molecule: messenger RNA, 915 nt
Organism: Priceomyces carsonii
Lineage: Eukaryota; Fungi; Ascomycota; Pichiomycetes; Serinales; Debaryomycetaceae
Gene: CDA2
Product: chitin deacetylase
Exons: 1
Coding region: 1-915 (304 amino acids)
Biological process (GO): carbohydrate metabolic process; ascospore wall assembly
Cellular component (GO): prospore membrane
Molecular function (GO): chitin deacetylase activity
Source: RefSeq, a predicted model, not a curated record